CAUGAUUAUCUUCCUUUAUCUAUCAUAGCAUGACACACAUGUCCUUAGUUUCUUAUUAACAAACCCAUCACACCCCCACCCCUAAGCCCCUUAUUAUAUCUUUUAUCAAUUCCUCUCUUAAUAAUAUUUUCGAACUUUCUAUUUAAAAGGCAAAAUAACCCACAACUUUCUCCCAUGCACUUGUCUUCUUUACCUCCAACACUUGUUCCUUAGUGUUUUUUUUUCUCUUAGUCUUGUUCAUGUGGUUCCCUUCUCUCUAUGUCCAUAACUUGUCUCUCAAUUAGUUAUCAUCCUCUUCUCUUUUUAAACUCCCCACACCACACACAACUCUUACAAAUUCAUUCAAACAACAUUCUAUUACUAUAACUUCUCUUUGACAGUACAUCAACACAAGUUCUUACCUUCUUAGUUGCCCUGACAAUAUAAUGUCAAGCCGAAGAACACGCGGUUCGAGACAAUCAUCAGGAGCUACCAGAAUAACUGAUGAUCAGAUUGCUGAUCUCGUAUCAAAGUUACAAUUACUUAUCCCUGAAAGCCACACUAGGCCUUCCAACAAGGUUUCAGCUUCCAAAGUGUUGCAAGAGACAUGUAAUUACAUAAGAAGUUUACAUAGAGAAGUGGAAGACCUAAGUGAUAGAUUAUCAGUGCUUUUGGAAUCUACUGAGAGUGACAGUGCUCAAGCUGCCAUUAUUAGAAGCUUACUUAUGUGACAAUUAUUCCCAUUAUUAGAAGCUUACUAAUUAUGUGACAAUAAUUUCAAUUGUUAGGUUCUAUUUUGUUCUUUUUCUUUAAUUACCAUCUUGUUAUUAUUAUUAUUUCUUCUAAGAUGCAGUAGUACUACUUAUAAUUAAUUAAUUAGCGUUUCCCCGCUAGGCCUAAUGUAGGAGAGACCUAGUGGCGGAUGCAGAGUAUAAUGUAUGGGUUCACAAGGAUAUAAUAGAUUUUGUAUGGAUCUUAUAUUUGUAUUAAGAAAUUUAUUAAAUAUUUAUAAAUUGAUUGAAUUCAGUUAUUAUUAAAGUCAAA
Molecule: messenger RNA, 1023 nt
Organism: Solanum dulcamara
Lineage: Eukaryota; Viridiplantae; Streptophyta; Magnoliopsida; Solanales; Solanaceae
Product: transcription factor PRE6-like
Exons: 2
Coding region: 426-710 (94 amino acids)
Biological process (GO): regulation of growth; regulation of DNA-templated transcription
Molecular function (GO): protein dimerization activity
Source: RefSeq, a predicted model, not a curated record